GACUCCGGGAGUUUCGUAUCUAGUCGUGUUUACCCAAAAUCCCUGUCCCUGUAUGGCCGGAGGGCCACCCCACCCGCCUACCCACCGAGCGGCUUACGUACGUACCUCUGUACGGAUGAUACAUGCAAAUUAUAUGGGCAGCCAAUUUGCGGGGAACGUGAUACCGGGAUGAAACGAAUUCGCGAAGCUACGACACCCGCGCAGCGUGGAUCCUAGGAGCGAAGGUCGGGGACGACUCGUCGCUCUAAUUAAGGGAAAACGCAUCAUCGGUUCGCCGGAGGCUGUGAAAUGCCCGGGGACAUUUUUUCGAAGCGAACGGAACGACGGUUACGAUGGCAUCGGUACUACGCAGCAAUUUUUUUACGUGGCUUGAGAAGUCCUUUUUUUUUGCUUCCAACGCCGGUCGAUUAGUCCGAAUCGUAGACAACUUCGGACGUCGUUGCUUCUCGCUUUGCGUGUUUCAGCCGGUAAACCCCUGUCAGGAUGGGUGGAAAGUUGGGAAAAUUGCGAUUCGUUUCUAAGCCGGUGGUCGAGCUGAAGUCCGCGGAAUACUCGUUGAUAAAAGCCGUAUGGACGAGGAUCGAAUUCGAGCCGAAGUUGCACGGCACGGGUUUUCCGUUAAAAAUGAUCCCCAAAAUCGCGAUAUUUUCCCACCGUCGCAGAUUUUUCGCCAAGUACCCGCAGUACAUAAAAUACUUUCUGACCGACCCGAUAAAGGACGACGUCAACCCCGACGCUCUCAUGGCCGUUAAAUUUACGGUGAUAAUCGAAGUCCUCGGUUAUCUGGUACUGGAUUUUUACAAAAAACCGAAACGUUUCAAUCAACUGAUCGGUUACAUCGGUAUGAUCCACAAGGACAUGAAUCUCGACGCGGACGACAUCAACGUGCGUCUCACCAUCCCCAAAAAAAAUAAUUAGUCAACAAAAUAUCAUUACCCUAUAAAACCAAAACAAAACAAAACAAAACAAAAAAAAAAAAACAAAGAACACCCCCUGAUGUGAGCAGAAUUUUUUUACGGCCCUCGUCGAUUACCUGAGGGACGUGAUGAGCGACCUUAUGACCGAGAGGUGCGAGGCCGUGUUCUUUGAAUUUUUUCGCAACGUUCGCGAGCUGAUGAUAAAGUCCAUGGAGGAAGAGCGUCGUCGUUCCGUUGAACUCGAGGACGAGGACGUGGUCGCGCCUUCGAACUUGGAAUCGCUCGUAGUAAGUGCAGUUCAGCGGCGGUGCAACGUUCCACCUCGGGUUCGUGCUCAGGUGGUCGUAAGAACGCGUGAAAAAUGGUCCGCAAGGAUAACGGUGGGAAGGAUGGAAAAUUGCACGUCCCGAAAAGCAGCUGCGAGAGCAGCGCGAGCUAGGAUGAAAAAUUAGGGCGUAUCGCGAGAUGAGGAAGAGUCGGGCGAAGUUAAUUUGGAAAUUUUUUCAAAUUUUCGCAGCCCUGUAGCCGCUUGCGAAAAUCCAACGGACUCGUCUACGGUCAGCCGAAGAGUUACUGGUUAUCGAGACAGCGGGAAUGGAGGGCGAAAAUCGAGUCGUGGGAGGAGGAAUUUCGGGUGGGACCGGCGACCGCGACGAACAACGCGCAAAACGCUACCGCGGAGAGCACGUCGUCCGACGACGACGCUCUAGAAAGAUUUAAAACGCGCGAUGCCGAUUCAGAACCGGAUACGCGCAACAGUUACCACGACGAAGAGAAACGUCGCGACUCCUUUCGCAUGCAACGAGCGAGAUACUUGAACGUAAGAGUCCCGGAGCAGCGGUGCAAAUUUCCCCCACAGUUCCCGAACACUCGCUCCACCGCUUAUAACGAAUUCGUUCUAAAUUCACACCCCGGCUCCGUUAACCACCCCCCACCCUCCUAUUUUCGUUUUUUCGAUAGACCGGACGCCUAGUUUCGAUACCGCAUUUCGACAGACUGGUGCCGGAAUCAUCCGACAUGUCCGCGCUGAACGAAAGAGAAGAAUCCGACCUGAUGAACUACGCUGCCGAACGAUCAGCCGGAAAUAUCAAACUUUCGCCGAGAGAACGACAUCGCGCCCAAGGCGAGUGGCCCCGCAAAAAUUUUUUACGAACGAUCGAUCGUCAUUUUCGGGGAAAAUUGAGAGACGAUUUUACGAUUCCUUUUAGUCGCGGCGUUGAAAUCGCUGCAGCCAAGACCGUCGAGACGUUUGAUUUCGAGCACCGAUACCGGAAGUCCGAGAUGGUCGGACGGAUCUUCGGCGAGAGAACGACGCCGAUCUACGUGGAAUUAGACUAAAGAGAAAUAUCAUCGGCGGAAAGGACGUAGGAAGUCGUUUUGUUUUUUUGUUCUCUUUACAAUUCGAAGACAACUUCUCUGCUAUGAUAAAACUGUUUGGAAUGAAAUAUCAACGAAUUGUAUCAUUGCGACGUAAAUAAUUUCCAAAAUUCAUUGGAAUUUAAUGGGAGGGAAAUUCGGGAUUCUCCGUGAAAACUGUAGGCGAGUCGGUCCUCUGAAAUUGAACGCGAAAGAUUACGCGUCGCUGAGAAAAUUGUGGUUCGAGGUCGAAGCUAACCCACAAAAAUACG
Molecule: messenger RNA, 2545 nt
Organism: Athalia rosae (coleseed sawfly)
Lineage: Eukaryota; Metazoa; Arthropoda; Insecta; Hymenoptera; Athaliidae
Exons: 2
Coding region: 484-918 (144 amino acids)
Molecular function (GO): oxygen binding; heme binding
Source: RefSeq, a predicted model, not a curated record